AACAAGAUCAUGGCGGAGCAUUGCCACACACAGAAGCAGCUUGAUUUACAAAAUGGUAGCUUAGAGGCAGGCUUGGUGGCAAAUUCCCUCGAGGACGAUUCCCCAAACAUGAUGGAGAGCCUGAGCCCGAAGAAAUAUUCUUCCAGCCUGAGAUUUAAAGCCAAUGGAGACUAUUCUGGCUCUUAUUUAACCCUCUCACAACCUGUGGCUACUAAGAGAAGCCCUUCCCCUCUGGGAACCAGUGUCAGGAGCAGCCCCUCCCUGGCCAAAAUCCAGGGAAGCAAGCAGUUCUCCUGUGAUGGGACUGACAAAAAUAUUUCCAUGAAACCACCCACCCCUCUACUCGGCACUUCCCCCUCCCUCAGUGGGUACCCACUUGGGAGAGGGGACUUUGAUCAUUAUACUGGCCGGGACAGUGAAAGGUCCUUGAGGCUCGCAGAGAAGCCUCCCUACUCCAAAUAUAGCUCGAGGAAUAAAUCCCACGACAAUGUCUACUUUCUCGGGGGGUUGGAAGGCCGGAAAGUGUCUGGCUCGCUCCUGGCCAUGUGGAACGGAAGUCCCCUGAGUGACACGGGCCCCUCUCCCAUCAGCAGAUCGGGGGCAGCAAGCAUGCCUUCAAGCCCAAAGCAAGCCAGGAAAAUGAGCAUCCAGGACAACCUGACCCUUCAGCCCAAGUUGAGCCGACACAAGGAGCCGGCAUCUGAAAACAUGGGUUUAAGAACUAGGAAGUAUUCGGGCAGCAGCCUGAGUCACAUGGGAGCCUACAGCCGCUCUCUCCCCAGGUUGCACAGGGCCACCGACAACCAGCUGACACCCCUCAGUUUGCCUCCCAGAAACUCUCUGGGCAGUUCCAAACGAACGAAACUGGGGGAAAAGGAUCUACCUCAUAGCAUCAUAGACAAUGACAAUUACCUGAAUUUCUCUUCUUUGAGCUCAGGGGCUUUACCCUAUAAACCCUCGGCGUCUGAGGGCCAUCCUUACGUCAGUUCCACCCUCAGUGUCCCUGCCAGUCCGCGAGUGGCUCGCAAGAUGCUUCUGGCCUCCACCUCCUCCUGUACCUCCGAUGACCUUGACAGGGCUCCCUACUCCGGGCCUGGCCCAGGUCACUCGUUUCCUCCUGGGGAGCCGGACAGAGCGUUUGCCGCCAGGAGGAACUUCUCUUGUGGAUCUGUCGAGUUUGAUGAUGCAGAUUUGGACAGCCUCAGACAGGCCUCAGGAACUCCCCAGCCCAUCCUUCGGGAGAGGAAAAGCAGCAUCAGCUCCAUUUCAGGCCGCGAUGACCUGAUGGAUUAUCACCGGCGGCAGAGGGAGGAGAGACUCAGGGAGCAGGAGAUGGAGCGACUGGAGAGACAGCGUCUGGAGACCAUCCUCAGUCUCUGUGCUGAAUACACAAAGCCCGACAGUCGCUUGUCCACGGGCACCACUGUGGCCGAUGUGCAGAAGAUCAAUAAGGAGCUUGAGAAGCUGCAGCUCUCUGAUGAGGAGUCCGUGUUUGAAGAAGCCAUGGUGAGCCCUGACGCCAGGUACAGGUGCCACCCGAAAGGCUCUCUCCACGAUGCGGACUCGGCAAUCUUCGGGAGCGUCGGGCAGAACAGUGCUGGCUUCCUGUCCCCCAGGAGCAUCAGGAAUGAUGACCUGCUCAGGGACCUCACGCCUGCCUUUCUGAAAACUUCCAGCGAGUCUGCUUAUCUUAGUAUCCUACCGAAGACCCCAGAGGAUAUAAACGAAGAACAAAGGAUUCAGGAGUUGGCAGCAAUGGAAGAGACCCGGAUAGCAAUUCUAAAUAACCUCGAAGAACUUGAACAAAAAAUCAAAGAUAUCAAUGACCAGAUGGAUGAAUCUUCCAGAGAGUUGGAUAUGGAAUGUGCUCUUUUGGAUGGAGAACAGAAAUCUGAAACAACUGAACUUAUGAAAGAGAAGGAAAUUUUGGAUCAUCUAAAUCGGAAAAUAGCAGAACUGGAAAAGAAUAUCGUUGGUGAAAAGACCAAGGAGAAGGUAAAGCUUGAUGCUGAGAGGGAAAAACUAGAGAGGCUUCAGGAGCUUUACUCCGAGCAGAAGACCCAGCUGGACAAUUGUCCUGAGUCCAUGAGGGAGCAAUUACAGCAACAACUGAAGAGGGAUGCCGACCUGUUGGACGUGGAGAGCAAACACUUUGAAGACCUGGAAUUCCAGCAGCUUGAGCGUGAGAGCCGUCUGGAUGAGGAGAAGGAGAACCUGACCCAACAGCUCCUGCGUGAAGUAGCCGAAUAUCAGCGGAACAUCGUGACUCGAAAGGAAAAAAUUUCUGCAUUGAAAAAGCAAGCCAAUCACAUUGUCCAGCAGGCUCAGAGAGAACAAGAUCAUUUUGUGAAAGAAAAGAAUAAUUUAAUAAUGAUGUUGCAAAGAGAAAAGGAAAAUCUUUGUAAUUUGGAAAAGAAAUACUCCAGCCUCUCUGGGGGGAAAGGGUUUCCUGUCAACCCCAGUACUCUGAAAGAGGGCUAUAUCAGUGUAAAUGAAAUUAAUGAGCCAUGUGUCAGUUCCACGAAUCUAUCCCCUUCCACCCAGUUCCCUGCUGACGCUGAUGCUGUUGCCACUGGGCCUGCCACAGCUGUGCUGGUGAGCCAGCCACAAAAUAAAGAGCAUUUUAGAAGUCUGGAAGAAAGGAAAAAACAGCAUAAAGAAGGCCUCUAUCUGAGUGACACUUUGCCUCGAAAGAAAACCACACCUUCCAUAUCCCCACAUUUCAGCAGUGCUACUAUGGGGAGAAGCACCGCCCCAAAGGUUCACCUGCCCCUGGGACAGAGCAGUAGCUGUGGCAGUGUCCUCCCUCACUCGCUGGCAGCCAUGACCAAAGACUCAGACUCUCGGAGGGUGCUCAGAGGGUAUAAUCACCAACAGAUGAGUGAAGGACAAAGGCAGAAAUCUUCUGAAUUUUACAACCGCACAGCAUCUGAAUCAAAUGUCUACUUGAACAGUUUCCACUACCCUGAUCACAGCUAUAAGGACCAGGCCUUUGAUACGUUGAGCCUAGACAGCUCUGAUAGCAUGGAGACCAGCAUCUCCGCCUGCUCACCCGACAAUAUCUCUAGUGCCAGCACUUCAAAUAUUGCCAGAAUAGAAGAAAUGGAGAGACUUUUGAAGCAGGCUCAUGCAGAGAAGACCCGACUGCUUGAAUCCAGGGAACGGGAAAUGGAAGCCAAGAAACGAGCUCUGGAAGAAGAAAAACGACGCCGAGAACUCCUGGAAAAACGAUUGCAGGAGGAAACUAGCCAGCGGCAGAAGUUAAUCGAAAAGGAAGUAAAAAUAAGGGAGAAACAAAGGGCACAGGCUCGACCUCUGACACGCUAUCUGCCUGUCCGGAAGGAAGACUUUGAUUUGCGAAGCCACGUAGAAACUGCUGGCCACAAUAUCGAUACCUGUUAUCAUGUGUCGAUCACAGAGAAGACCUGCCGAGGAUUCCUUAUCAAAAUGGGUGGAAAAAUUAAAACUUGGAAAAAACGAUGGUUCGUUUUUGAUCGGAACAAGCGCACAUUCUCUUAUUAUGCAGACAAGCAUGAAGCUAAAUUAAAGGGAGUAAUAUACUUCCAAGCCAUUGAAGAAGUGUAUUAUGAUCACCUCAAGAACGCUAAUAAGAGUCCUAAUCCAUUACUCACCUUUAGUGUCAAGACGCACGACAGAAUCUACUAUAUGGUUGCGCCAUCGCCGGAAGCCAUGCGGAUUUGGAUGGAUGUUAUAGUUACUGGGGCAGAAGGUUACACGCACUUCUUGUUGUAGUGAAUAACGGUCUACUUCAGGGCUGACUGCAAUAAUCUCGUACAAGAAUGAAGCCAUAUUCAAUCCCAGAUGGAAAGACCCAACAGACCCAUCCUUCUCACUGUGUAUACUCAGAACUCCUUUUAUAUUAAUAGAAAGUCAUUUAUAAAAGAGAAAAAAAGGGUUUAAAUUCAGAGCUGGAUGAUAAAUAGCAAAAGGAUUAAAGCACCUAUGAGAAAAGAAAAAAACGACUAUUUUGGUAAAUAGCAUCACUUGUAGGAACAUUUCUUAUAAACUAUUUUUAUCGAUUGUUUACUUUGGUGAAAUAAACUGAAUGGUUUACAAAAUGUAUGUACUUGGAAAUAUGAAAUUAUUUUAGCACCCCAGUUAUUGGCAUUGACAUUAUUGGUUAUCAACCGGUAUUUUAAAAAGCAUUUUGCUGAAGGUUAUUUUAUAAAUAGAAGCAAAUAAGGAUUUGGAGGGGAAUAUAUUUUAGGAGGAGUUUUGCCGUAAUUAUUAAGUACUGCACCUACACCAAAGACUUGAUAUGACUUCUGUUUAAUAGUGGUAGUUUCAGGUGAUGAACCGCAUUUAGUGUUACUCUACAUUUUAAAAUGGUACUUUGAUGCCAUCAACUGUCUAGAAAGUUGACUCUGAAGAGUUACGACUGGUAUAAGCUAUUGUACAUAGAGAGCAAAUCACUUUUUGUAAAAGAAGAAAAAACAAAAAGUUGUGUGUUUUAGACAGAAGCCAUCUUAUUAGACAUUCUGUCACUUUGAGCAAUUUAAAAUAAGGAGAAUAUUUCAUAUUUUGCUAAAGAUUCCUCCAUUUCCAGUGCUGAGAAUAAAGGUAGCCAGCAGCCAAUUUCCUUUAGAUUGUCUGUUUCCUCUUUUUUGUAGAACAUGCCUGUUAAUUGCAGCCUCACGUGCCAUAACGAUGAAAUCAGAGCUCUGUUUUCACCAAAGAACAGACCAAUUAAAAUACUUAUUUACAGAAGUAGCAUAGCUCUAUAAAAAGGAAAAUGAACUUCGACUUAAUGUUCUUUGUAAUGUACUAUUUUAUUAUGUAUUUCUUUACAUUUAGCCUAUGUUUUUUAGAGUUAAAUUAAUUUUUGUUGAAUGAAAUGACUUCAGGCAAGUCUCUUUUGUAACAGUUUUUCAAAUAACUUUAUCCUGGUUUGUCAUGUUGUGUGUAUUUGCAAGUAUAAACAUACUCUUUCCUAAAAGUUGGCAAAUGAAUAGAAAUAGAAAAUAACGGCUUUGCUUACUAGUACAGGGUGAAAUGAUUAGAUUGGAAGUGUCUGUAAAAUCUUUGUCAGGCCUGACGGGGUACAAUUUUUAAAACUUUGCAGUGUGGUUUGUAUACAUGUAUACAUGUUGCCAAUAAUAAGAUUUUGCAACUGGAUAACACAUGAUUUUACUUGAACAGUGGAGGACAAAGUCACGAUUGCAAAAGACAUUUUUAUAAUAUGUUUUUUCAGAGAUCACCCCAAACCCGUAAUGAUCUAAAAGAGUGAAAUGCAAUUGCUAAAAUUUUGUAAUGUAAAGAUGUAACUUGUCUGUACUGUACUUUAUAGGAUUAUAAAGAUAUUUUAAUCAGCAUUAUAUCUUGCAUGAUGUAGUAAACCUUUUAAAAUGUGUGUUAAAAUAUGUUGAGUAUGGAUUAAAAUGUUGACCAGAUUUCACAUUUGAAAAUAAACUCAUCUCUCAUUA
This is a messenger RNA of Callorhinus ursinus (northern fur seal), 5444 nucleotides long. RefSeq names its product pleckstrin homology like domain family B member 2 (gene PHLDB2). The record is from RefSeq and is a predicted model, not a curated record. Gene Ontology annotation, biological process: regulation of microtubule cytoskeleton organization. Gene Ontology annotation, cellular component: basal cortex. Lineage: Eukaryota; Metazoa; Chordata; Mammalia; Carnivora; Otariidae.